AUGUCACCCCCGGCUGCUCAAUCCCCUACACUGCCACCUACUCCUGCGCUCGAUGAAACACCUCUCGGGAAACUCGCAAGCAUGAAGAUUACAGAGUCUCCCGCUCAACCGCAGCCUGACAUACUGGCACUGCCGAACCAGCUCGCCAUAGCUGGCAGGGCUCAGAACACUCUGACCCUGAACCGCCUCGGCCCAUUGACACCGGAAGCUUCACGUCCGAGCAGCCCGUAUGCUCCGCCGGUCAAUUAUGACGGAUUGUCGUGGCCGAGUGUCGGAACGAAGGAGCGCUUGGAAGCAACACCCGAAGAAGCCGCUGCGCGCCUUGAGAAGCUGUCCGGAGCCAUCCGCACUCUCCUAGAAUGUAUCGGCGAGGACCCCACGCGCGAAGGUCUCCUUGACACCCCAACACGCUAUGCCAAAGCCAUGCUCCACUUCACGAAGGGCUACCAAGACAACCUGCGUGUCAUCGUCAACAAUGCCGUCUUCGCCGAGGACCAUGACGAAAUGGUGAUCGUCAAGGACAUCGAGGUCUUUUCCAUGUGCGAACACCAUCUCGUCCCUUUCACCGGAAAGAUACAUAUCGGCUAUAUUCCGAAGGGGAAGGUCCUGGGGUUGAGCAAGUUUGCCAGGAUCGCGGAAAUGUUUGCGAGGCGGUUGCAGCUACAGGAGAGGUUGACGAGGCAGGUUGCGAUGGCCAUCGAGGCUAUUUUGAGCCCGUUGGGUGUUGCGGUCGUCAUGGAGAGUAGCCAUUUGUGCAUGGUUAUGAGAGGCGUGGAGAAGACGACUGCGACAACCAUCACGAGCAGUAUGUUGGGGGCGUUUAGGAAGAGCACAAAGACAAGAGAGGAGUUUAUGCAUCUGGUUUUGCGAAAUGGACGAUAG
Morchella importuna is the source of this 882-nucleotide messenger RNA. RefSeq lists its product as uncharacterized. NCBI's taxonomy places the organism in Eukaryota, Fungi, Ascomycota, Pezizomycetes, Pezizales, Morchellaceae. The transcript has 4 exons. Gene Ontology annotation, cellular component: cytoplasm. Bases 1 to 882 code for a protein of 293 amino acids. Gene Ontology annotation, biological process: tetrahydrofolate biosynthetic process; tetrahydrobiopterin biosynthetic process. The record is from RefSeq and is a predicted model, not a curated record. Gene Ontology annotation, molecular function: GTP cyclohydrolase I activity; zinc ion binding; GTP binding.